Messenger RNA from Coturnix japonica (Japanese quail), 3630 nucleotides. The record is from RefSeq and is a predicted model, not a curated record. NCBI's taxonomy places the organism in Eukaryota, Metazoa, Chordata, Aves, Galliformes, Phasianidae.
GGCUCGUUCCGUAACGCUGCGUGCAUUUGGCUGUUGAUUCCUGACGAGGCAGAACAGCCAUUUUGCGAGAGCCGGAGGGCGGCGUUUGCUGCUCUUUGUGGAGGGCACGGCGGUGUGGUUCUUAUGAACACGCUGAGAAUGAGUCUGCCACAAGACAGAAAUAGAAGUUCUUGCAGCAGCGAGACGCUGGCAAAGUGCCUUCAGGCGAGGAAGGACUUGGAAACAGCUAUCUCUGGAAUUGUCAAAGCCGAGCAGCAGAUUAAAGAGAACUGGCGAGAGGUUAAAGCCAAGAUUCACAGCCAUAUCAGCCGCCAGCUGGAAUGCCUGCGCAGCCGUGAGGUGUGGCUGUUUGAGCAGGUAGAUCUCAUCCAGCAGCUGAAGGAGGAGGCGCUGCAGCAGCAAGCUCAGCAGCUCUACUGGUUCUUGGGACAGUUCAAUUGCCUUAUUCAUCAGCUGGAACACUCCUACAACAACGAACUAGCGAACCAGAUUUCAGUUUGCCUGGAGAGACUGGAAAGUCUCACUCUUAAACCAGAGGAGUCUUCUGUCCUGAAUUUUGAGGCUGACACAUCGUACCUUCGCCAGGCCAUUACCUCAUUUGGUUCAAUUAAAACAAUGCAAACCUCAGAGAGAGAGAUAACUUCUCCUUGGUUCCCAGGGCAGAACUGUGCCCUAACAAAUUGUGAGCAGAAAACACUGUGUGGGACAGUGGGCACCUCUCUUGCUGACUGGUUGCUUGGAAGUAGACCUGUGGAUGUUUGUCGGGCUCCAUAUAUUCCCAGCACCAACCUCGAGGAAUGGGUUACCCAAACAUCUAUGUCAGAACCCAGCCAGGAUUUAAGCUCUUCCAAAGUCUGCUAUUUUGAGAAAGCCUGGGGAAACUUGAAAGAUUUGGAGAACUGGCUCCUGCGCAAUCAACAGCAUGAUGCCCCUGGUCACAAGGAAUCCACCUUGACUUCCAGCUCAUCCUUCUCCAUGGAAAAAAAGGUGGAGGAAUUGGAAUCCCUUGUGCAAGAGGAGGUGGACCUUUCUGACUGGCUGCUUACACCUGGCGUGGCAAACGGAGGUGGUGCUUCGGAUGAGAAGUGGAAGUAUGAAUUUAAACCUUUUAGGGAAGAAUUUGAUUGCAAUGAUUGGCUCCUCAAAGCUGAAACGUGCACCAGUUGUCGUGGCAACCAGAACAAAAGUGUGGAAAUUGAGAACCUGGGAAACCUGAAGUGCCUGAAUGAGCAUCUUGAUGGAAAGAAGUUACCCACUACAUCUGCUGUAAAUGCCUGGCUUCUUCAGCACCCCCAGGCCCCUUUUAAAAUGGAAGACGUGUGCAAAGCGAACGAGCUGUGUAGCAGCUUCUCAGAAUGUGUGUGUGAUCAAAACUGUGGAAAAGAGGCUCUGUGUAAAUGGCUUCUGAAGAAAGAAGGGAAGGAUAAAAAUGGAGUUCCAGUAAGCCAGAAAGCUGUACCGAACCCAGAGCACGAGAAGCCAAAAUCUCUUGUCAGUUCCUGGCUUAACCCUUCACAGCAGCUCGCAGGGGAACCCGUUAGUGCCGAGAAAGUGGAUCAUUCAGCAGAGAUAGCAGAACCCUUCAAAGUGUUGCUUGAAAGGCCUCUGACAAGCUGGCUAGCCAAGGCUGAGCACAAGGCAGAAACAGCAGAUGAAAAGGCAAGCAGAGAGAAAGUAAAUAGUUCCAGGAGUCCCUUUGUGGACCUCUUGGCUCCAUUCCACCACCCCUUGAACGUAAACAGUUGGGUGUUGGCUUCAAACAACCUAGAAAAUGGUAACCCGCCUCCAGUGGAAGAUAAAUGGCUCCUACACAAGAAAGCACAAGAGUUCGGCCUUCCUACGGUUUGCGACCUGUUUGCCUGCAUGAAACUCAAUGGAGAUAAAGAGAAAUGGCUGUAUCACACCGCUCUGCAGAUGUGAAGAACUGGAGGCUCUGGGAUUGUCCCCUUCCUGCUGACGAAUGGCACAUCAUGCUGAGUGACUGCAGCCAGCUGAGUUCUGGUGUUGGUGUUUGGCGGUCUGCUUUCUCUUGGGAAAUUAUAACAGAAAUAUUCAUAUAACAGAGUUAUGGUGCAAAAUACGUCUUUUUGUUAUGAUUGAUUUUUGAAACGUAAACCCACCCAGCAUAAGCAAUCUGACACUAUAGAGAUAUUAGUCAAUUCAUAUGUUAUGGGAUUACCUGCAUCUUCUUUAAUGGGCUCUCACUUGAAGUGUAUUGAAAGCAGUGCAAAUAUAAAGCAAAUUCUCUGUGGUGCUGUGAAUCAUCCACCCCUGCCAUCCACUUCAGAAACGUCGCAUUUCCAUUCAGCUGCCACAGCGUCCACGAGUUGGAUUCUCGCUUACUGGGGUUGCCAGGUAGCAUAGACUGUGCUUGGAAUUGUUUUCAAUUGAGCAGUUGCUAAUCAUAAAGGUUUCUUUUGCAUCUUAUAUUGGUGUGUCUCCCAGCUGAGUAUGCGUAGUCUAAAUGUUGAAUGCCUCAGUUUGUGGAGCCUGGCACAUGACAGGAUUGUCGGUAACAUGGUUUUGACAUGAAGCUUUUUGAGCCCUUCAGAGGGACAAAGGAAAAACAGAGUCGGGUUGAUGGGCUUUUCCAGAGCGUUGGCUUUCAUGCAUCAGUAGAGCCAGAACCUCCUGUGUCCGCAGCAUUUAGUAACUACUUGAAUUUCAUGGCAAGAACUGUGAAAUACUUGUGCACAUGUUUUAGGUAAGUCAUGAUGAACCUUUAUUGACUAAGCAGGCAUCAUUGCCAUGUGGCAUUUAAAGGUAAUGUCUGAGGAAUGAGAUUCCUUCCCUUCAGAUUGGCUUUUAGUUACUUUUUAACUGGGAAGCACCGGCUUUGCAAACUAUUGGUCCCGCUGUCUGAUCAAUUUUAAUGUCUUAGCUGUGAAAUCUCUUACUGUUUUGAGUAUGGAAGUGGGGGCUCCGGUAAUUCUGCACCUUAGAGCCAUGGACGUGCAGCUCAGGAGGUAUUUGACACUUGGAGUUUGUAGGAAGGAAAGCGAAGCUGGAUGGCAAUGUGGAUCAGGCCCGUCAGUUGGCGUGAGCUUCUACUCACCUCAAACUUAGCGACUUAAAAAGCUUCUCCUUUUCCCUAUGGCUGAAGCCUGGCUCACAGUUCAACUGAUUUCACUUCCUUACAGUGCUGUGGAAGUUAACAAGAUCCGACCUCAUUGUGUGCGCACACGUUGCUGUCUGAUACAACCUGUGUAUUUGUUCCAGUUUUGGGGCUGAGGGGCAUUUUGCACACCUGGAACUAGACCCCAAAUGGGCUUGAUGUCAGUGGACCACUACCUACAGGCUUUUAUACUUCAAUAGCUGGAGCUUGCAACUGAAAGCAGAAAGGUGUUUCUGAAGUUCACUUUGCCUUUGAACGUGUCUUUGUUGCAUGGGAAGAUGUACUACGACCAGCUCCAAUAGCAGCCUAAUUUGAUUAGCAGUUGAACUUAAUGAAGGUGAUUGAAGUGCAGCCCAUCUCCUGUAAUUCCUUGUAGUCAUUGUGUGCUACCUUAUCAGUUCAUUAUGAGCCUUUAAACCUUGGGGGUAUGUAUUCCUUUACUUAUUCAACUGACUUAUCACUAAUUGAUAUUUAUGUAAAACAUUAGUCUUUUCCAUUAAAAUAAUUGCAGCCAA